AUGUAUCUGGAAACACCACUGGCGCGCCUGGCGAGGCUUCUAUGGGGCCUCCUGGGUGGCUUCCGUCUCUUCCGGCACCUCCGCCAGUCGCCGAGAUUAGUGGCUAACGCUCGAAUCCAGGGUUCGAUCAACAAGGACAUAUCGCGGUACGAAGCAACCGCCGUGUACACCCAUCCAGACGCCAAGGUCGACAUCAUCCUCGUCCAUGGCUUGAACGGGGAUCCGCAAAGGACAUGGACAGCCAAGACGAAUGGUGUCUUCUGGCCGACGGACCUGCUGCCGACCACCCUCAAGGAUGCUCGUGCGAAUGUGCUCGUGUACGGGUAUAACGCCGACGUCUACUCCAAGAAGCAUGGCACAAGCCCGAGCGACAACUUCAUCUAUCUACACGCGCAGACCAUGGUCACUUCCCUAACCCAUUUCCGCAAGGAUGAGCUAUCAUCCCGCAACCCUAUAAUAUGGGUCUGUCACAGCCUUGGCGGCAUCCUCACCAAAAGAGCACUGCUUUACUCAAACGACCUCAAGUCUGCACAGCACGAGGAAUACCGGUCACUCUAUGUCUCGACGUAUGGCAUGGUCUUUCUCGGUACGCCCCACUCGGGGUCUGAUGUCGCUGCUUGGGGGACCAUCAUUCAAGCCAUGUCAGAUGCAGUGGUGCCAAAGUCCAUCUUCCACUCCGAGCCUGUCCUGCUAAAGACACUCAAGCGCGACAAUGAAACGCUGCAGAACAUCAAUAACCAUUUCUUGGACAUAUACCAGCGCUUCAAGAUCAUCAUGGCCCACGAGUCUCACAUGACCGACCUGAAGGCGACCAAGAUGCUCAUCGUCGACCCCAUCUCUGCUGGGCCUCAGCUUCCUGGAGUACUCUAUUUCGGCAUCGAAGCGACGCACUCAAACAUGUGCAAGUUUGACAGCAGGAAUGCCCCGGGAUACCGCACGAUGAUGACAGCUAUCAGAGACUGGGUGCUAGAUGCACCAGCAGUCAUUGCCGUUCGGUGGCGAGUCGAGGAUGAGGAGAGAUUCGCUCGCGCACAGCACGAAAUCGCAGAGAGAAUGCAUACUUGGGGCCAGUCUCAACAGGCUUUGCCACCACCUACUGCCUUCCACCGCCAGGAUAAUCAAACAACAUCGGUUGCAGAGGCGUCUCCACAGGCAAAUACGCCGUUACCGGCGCUUGACGACAGCCAGCAUCAACCGAAAAGCAACCAGGCUGGACAGUUGGAGCACGAAUCACAAAAGUCAGCUUCGGAGGACCAGACUUCAUCAAAGGGUCCUAUCUCCGUCAAGCCAGCCUUAUUCCGACCGAAUACGCACUUCAAAGGGCGCGAAGCUGAACUCAAAACAUUGCACAAGAUGCUUAUGGAUCGCGAACGCAGAGCCACGGGCACUGCGUCUGUCCUCAUCCAAAGUAUGCCUGGGGGAGGAAAGUCUCAGAUGGCUCGCGAAUACGUCUUUCGGCAUAAGCGCCACUACCCUGGUGGUAUCUUCUGGAUCAGAGCAAAAUCUCUCGAGGAGCUCGAAGAAGGAUUCUGGGACAUAGCCAGGACAGCCCAUCUCGUGGAGACAGAGGGCCUUGAUGUCCAAGUGCCGGAUAAUACCAUUGCGGUGAUCAACGCGGUGCGAAAGUGGUUCAACCGCAGAGAAAACUGGCUACUGGUCCUGGAUGGCGUUCACUUCGACAUGCCAAGUCUGCAGUCUUUCAUACCGUUCGCCAAGAAUACCAGCAUACUAUAUACUUCGACUGAAAAAGCAAUCGCUGAUGACUACUUGUUCGACAACCCCAAGGUCAUUGCCCUCGAUCGACUGUCCGUGCAGGAUGCCAGAGAGCUCCUGCUAGAAGAAAUGGGCAAAGGCCAGCCGUUCAAUACAGACGAUCUGAGUCGAGCGACCGAGCUUGUCAAUCUCAUGGAUCGACUGCCUCUCAUGAUACAUGUGGCAGGCAGUCAUCUCAAAGCCACAAAAGAACCACUCGCAAACUACCUGAGAUCGUUUCAAAAUAGGCCAAAAGCAGGUCAUUUGCAAGCUUACCUGGAAGUCCGACGGCAACUACAGGACAGAGGAUUCGUCGCUGCCCUCAAUCUAAUGUACAUCUUAGCUUUUUUCGGCCAGCAUGUGCCCGUGGAGAUGAUCGCGCUAGGCACCAAGGCUCUCGAUAGAAGUACGCCUGUGAAGUCUCGCAGCCUGGACAACGGCAGGAGUUCUUUGACGCAAACUUUUCAGAUCUUAAUAUCCUUUGCGCUGAUCGAUAGAAACAUCUGCCAAGAGCCGUCUUCUGGCGGGUCACACAGUGAUCGGAGUGUCGACAUGGAUCGGGAAAACCUAGACGUUCUUCAUCUGCACGGUAUUGUGCAGGCAUUCUUUGUGGAUACGCUUGCAGACGAGAAGGAAGCGCAUUUCUGGCUAGAGCAAUCAAUACGCGUUCUAUGUCGUGCUUUUGACGACUGUGAGACGCGCAUCAACGACUCCAGCGUCAUCGGACUUCCAGAAGACUUCCGCCGCUUUCGUCUGCACGGUAGCCGGCUUUUGGGUCACCUCGACCGAUUCGAGAAGCGUUUUCCAGAACUCGGUUACUGGCGCCAAGUCCUGUCGGCUCGGCUCGACCUGGUAGAAGGAAUCAUCAACGAGCUCAAACAGAGAGUGGCGGAAUCAGAGAGCAAUGCUGUAGGAAACGUCAUGCUCACAUCUGUGUUCGACCGCUUGGAAAGCCUCUCAGAGAAUGACACGGAAACACCUGCUAGUGGAAUCGGCAUGACGGACUACUUCGAGACCAACGAACCGCCAAUAUACUCUUUCCACGUCAACUACACCAAGGCAGUCGUCAAUAGAUUUGCGUCAAUCAUCCCUCGUUGCGCCUGGGACUAG
Molecule: messenger RNA, 2862 nt
Organism: Microdochium trichocladiopsis
Lineage: Eukaryota; Fungi; Ascomycota; Sordariomycetes; Xylariales; Microdochiaceae
Exons: 4
Coding region: 1-2862 (953 amino acids)
Source: RefSeq, a predicted model, not a curated record